Molecule: messenger RNA, 1548 nt
Organism: Caenorhabditis angaria
Lineage: Eukaryota; Metazoa; Nematoda; Chromadorea; Rhabditida; Rhabditidae
Source: the annotation of a GenBank genome assembly
AUGGCCAACAUAUUACAAAUACUACAAAAUGCAAAACCAGAUUUGGAAGAUAUUCUCGUAAACCUGAACCUAGACAAAUCAAGUACCGAAAGUUACAAAAACCAAUUCAAAAAACACAUAGAAGAAAGACAAUUCGAAGAAAGAAAAAAGGCUUUGAUAGACAGACAACAGACGCUCUACAAGAUCCACGAAGAAUGUACAAAAAUAUUAACAAGUCCCCCGCCUGAUCGGUCGAUAACACAAUCAAAGUCGAUACAAUCAACACAAAUAACAGAAUCAUACUCAAAAAACACAGGAAGCACAAAUAAAAAAGGAAGAAAAAAUACUGAAAAGUUAUCAAGUCAUACACCACAUAAAUCAAAACUAUCGAGCAAAACGAAAACAAUAAAAGAGUCGAUAAACAAAACAGCAGAAACACAAAGCAAGACAGAAUCUGAUGAUUUUUAUUCAGCAAAAUCCACAACAACCACAGAGUAUGACGACUCCGAAGAGACACAGAAAUCGGACAUACCGUAUGUAUCAACAACAGAACCAGAAAGCAGCAAGUCAUGUCAUCGUUACAAAUCAACCAAAAAGAUUGAGAAGAAAAACAAAUCAACAAAGAAAGUUACAAAACACCAUAGAAAACAAAGAAAGAUUCUCACACACAUACCGAAAAUUGAUCUAAUAAAAUUCGAUGGAAAUCAAUUGGAGUACCAAAAAUUCAAAAACAUAUUUAAUAUUACAAUUGGAAACAGCAAAGACAUAACAUAUGAAACAAAACUCAUAUAUUUACAAUCGUUAUUACAAGGCGAAGUGUCCAAUAUCAUUGCUGGAGUCGAACAAUCAAAAGAAGGAUACAAAGAAGCAUGGGCAGUGUUAGAAAAUCGAUACAAUGAUCCAAAAACAACAUGGAAAAUUUUACACAAAAUGCUACAAGAAAUUCCAGAGUCAACAACCAAAGUGAAUUCAUUAACGGAGACUUUAGAUAAAAUAAAAACUAUAACAACUCAGUUGACGAAUAAUAGCCAAACGACGAACAACAUAACCACACAUGAACUAAUAAUCACAAAGUUCCCAACUAACAUACAACAAGAAAUUGACAAACGAGAAACACGGAAUACAGAACCAUGGAGCACAACAACAUUAUUAAAGGAACUAGAAAAUAUCAUAAAAGAAGAAAAAGCGACACAGAUGAGACAGAAACCUGAGUUGGAAACAGCUCCGUAUGAACAGAGGAAACACAUAUCAAAUUUUGUAGCAAGAACAAAUGUACAGCAAACAAAUAAUGGAAACAAAACAUUUCACUGCGAUUUCUGCCAAUCAAAAGAACACAGCAAUGGAAUGUGCAGAGCGACAAUCACAAAAGAAGACAAAUUGAACAUAAUCAAACAAUUGAACCUGUGCUACAAUUGUCUAAAACAAGGACAUAGAGCAUCCGAAUGCGUAAACGCAAGAAAAUGCAGAGAAUGCGGUAGAAAUCAUCACACAACACUAUGUGAGAACAACAGAUACCAGCAACAAACCCCACAAAAUCAGAAUACAUUUUUUCAAGGACAAAAUCAAUAG